AUGUCACGGCCUUUCUACCAGACUGGCCCCCUCGGGUCGACCCCUGAGACUCCAACAACAGCAACUGAGCACGACGACGACGAUGAUGAAUCAUCAUCGUCGGAGCUUGGUGAUGCCGCAGGCAGAGAUGGUCUGAGUGGAGUCAACCUCCAUACCAAGGGAACUGAGUUCUAUGGAAAUUCAUCGAAUUUGGCAUUCCUUGGAAACCUCUUUGCAAGGGCCCAGCAUCAGUCUGAGGGUCGUGAUUCUGUGGGCAGCCAGGAUAUUGCACCAAGAAUCACGACAAACAGACCACAGCCAUCAUCACCUGAGAACAGAUCCACGCCUGGCAAGUCGCAACUCUCCAUUGUGAACCUGCUCUAUAAUGCAGAUUAUACUGGCCACCCAUCACCACAAUCCUACGAUGGUGCAGAAGGUGGCCCCAACAAAACUUCCUCCUACGCAAAGGCAAAUGCACCAGGGAGCGCAGCUGGACCCAUCAAUAACCACGGAGCACAAACGGAAAUCGAGAAAAUCUUCAUCGGCAGCUACUUCACAAACAAGCACUAUAUUCAUCCGAUCUUAUCAAAAGGUGCCUUCAUGCGACGAUGCGAGCGCGAAGCAUGGCCCAUCUCCCGACGAGCCGGUCUUUUCCGCAGUACCACCAAGUUUGCAGGGCUGUAUUUUGCCGUGGUUGCGCUGGGUGCCAUCAAUGCUAGCCCGAAUGAGACCGCUUUACUGGAUCAUUUCUAUCAGCAGUCUGCCGAUCCGGAGCGGGUUGUACCGGUGACUUAUUAUUCAGCUCUCGACUUUGCGAAAUUCUAUUUCGGAAUCGCAAAGAUAGCACUCGGUGAUUUGUUUGAGAGUAGUUGUUUGGAGACGGCUCAAGCGUUGUUCCUUUUGAGCGUUUUCCGCCAGAAUUCCCUCCAGCCUCAUAGCUGUUACAUGUACAGUGGCAUGGCUGUCCGGACAGCUGCGGCCAUUGGACUUGCGUCGAGCAUGUCUUCGCUGCCUCCUAGCCGGCGGCGGGAGGCGAAGCGCACAUGGUGUCUCUCUUCCGAAAUUGAAGGCAAGCGAAAGGAGAAAAGAAACAUUCAUGCAACAUAUGGCUCAGUACUAACAAAGCCACAGAUUCACUACGGAGAUCUUGACCCCGACGCCGAAGACAACGACGUCGCCAUGAUCCCAGUCAUGGUAUCCCUCGCACAAAUCAUGUCCGAAGCAUCCCACCAACUCUACCAUUCAGCCCAACGCUCUCUAAGCGACAAAUCCCGUCUAGCAAUGGGCCUCGACAGAAGACUUCAAGAGUGGAAGUCCAACAUCCCGGCAUUCCUAAACCUCGACGCACGUCCGCUCAGUGACCCAGAAUGGGCCUUCAAGCAAAAGCUCGUGCUAAGACUGAGAUACUACAACACCCGCAUCCUAAUCCACAAGCCCUUCCUCGUCGCCUCAACCACAAAUGCCGAAUCAGCCGAGUUCCAACAACACCUCCACAUCUGCCUCGAAGCAGCCCGCAUGAGCAUAAAAAUGCAGUACGAGUCUUUCAUGCACCGCAUCUACAUCCGCACGUGGUGGUACAACACUACCUACGCCCUCUACGGCUCCAUGAUCCUCCUGCACCUCAUCCUCUCCAACUUCCCCGGUCUACCAGACGAAGAACUCCUCGAGGACGUCGAGAAAUCGCUCGAAAUCUUCUCGUCCAUGGACGAUAUCAUCGUUGCGCGCCGCUGUGCCGAGAUGCUACGCGAGGUGCUCGAGGUGGCGCGUGCUUGUCUCGCACGGAGGCGGCAGGGUAUGGGUAUGGGUAUAGGUAUAGGUAUAGGUACAGCUGCAGCUGCAGCUACUCCGUCGGCGUCCGGCUCUACGCAAGCGCACCAACCACAUACGCAGUAUCCAUCCGGGCUGGAGAAUCUCCACACGCCGUCCCUCGCGUCUCAUUCUAGCUCUCAUCCGCUCGUAUCUGCGUCUGCGUCUGCGGAUAUGCUGGGUGGCGGUGGUAGCAAAGCGGGCGAUUUCGCUUUGCCGCGGCUUUCGUUCGAUGCGGGUUCUUCGCUUCUGGCGGAGCAGGGACAGGGCGGGGUGGGGCCGGAUGACGAAGAUUUCUUUUUCUCGUUGUUUAGUCAGGAUUCGCAGCAGCAGCAGCGGGAUGAACGGACACGGGCGGAGAUGCUGGCUAAUUUGGUGGAUCCGUCUAUUCUGGAGGACUUUGCGUUUGGGGGGCAGGAGUUUUCGCUCUUUUAG
This is a messenger RNA of Penicillium verhagenii, 2220 nucleotides long. RefSeq names its product fungal specific transcription factor domain-containing protein. Gene Ontology annotation, molecular function: DNA-binding transcription factor activity, RNA polymerase II-specific; RNA polymerase II cis-regulatory region sequence-specific DNA binding; zinc ion binding. Bases 1 to 2220 code for a protein of 739 amino acids. Lineage: Eukaryota; Fungi; Ascomycota; Eurotiomycetes; Eurotiales; Aspergillaceae. The transcript is spliced from 7 exons. The record is from RefSeq and is a predicted model, not a curated record. Gene Ontology annotation, cellular component: nucleus. Gene Ontology annotation, biological process: positive regulation of transcription from RNA polymerase II promoter by galactose; DNA-templated transcription.